AUGCCCGUGGCUCGCAUAAUCCUUGAAGAGGCUGUCGUAUCUGAUUUCAGGGGUGUGCUCCUGCAUAUCCUUUCGAAUGGGGGAGGCCUCCAGUACAUAAAGCUCCGUAAGGCGCUCACCAAGCUGCCACCGCCUGCCAUGACAAACAUAGCAGCGCGUCACAUACCUACCGCGUUAAUGGCUCCUUCGAACCCAAUCCUUCAUCUCCUCAUGAUCCCUCCCAUCGCCCUCGUCUAUGCAUUCUUCUACGUGGUGAACAGCCUUUGCGGGCACCCGCCCAUCUUCACGGGGCUCCGCGCAACCUUUAACAGCGCCGAUGCGCUGCCUUCGCUCACUGAUCCUGCCGACGUGAGCUCCACACCGGGGCUGUAUGUCUACUCCGACCACGACAAGAUCACUCUCGCGCCGAACGUCACUGUACACAGCUCCGAGGCGGAGUCAAAGGAAUUUGACAUAGCGGUACAGAAGUUCGCCAAUACCGGUCAUAGAUACUGGGGAGCAGUGCGUAGACUGUGGCAAAGAGCCCUCGCCAAGUCCACUGGUUCAUCUCUGUCUUCGACCCUUUGA
Laetiporus sulphureus 93-53 is the source of this 567-nucleotide messenger RNA. RefSeq lists its product as uncharacterized. The coding region runs from base 1 to 567 and encodes 188 amino acids. The record is from RefSeq and is a predicted model, not a curated record. Lineage: Eukaryota; Fungi; Basidiomycota; Agaricomycetes; Polyporales; Laetiporaceae. The transcript is spliced from 4 exons.